GGUACCGAACGCACGUGUUUCCACCUCCCACUUUGGCGCGAAUAUUAAAUCGUAAAAAAUAAUGUACCUACCCAAAACUUAAUAAAAUAUUGUGAUGACAGAGACCAUUAGGUACAUAACUAGGAUUGUGUUUUUAACCAUACUUUACUAUGCAGUGAUAAGUGUGUAUAAAGAAAUAAAAAGAUAUUUGAGUGUGUUCGAAUACUUGGAACAAUCACACUGAUCGGAUUGCAGUUUUGAAAACAUUACGGUAUGUUCAGUUCAUGAAGGAAGAAUCAUAACGAUUUCAAAAUGGACGAGAAUAUCCAGAACGAGACGUUAUACGGCAGCCAAAGUGAACUUUCAAAGUUCUCACCAGGCUUGCUGACGUUCGCAGCAGUAAUGACUGGACUCAUCAUGCUAGUCGGGCUAUUUGGAAACCUACUUACAGUGGUAGCCCUGCUGAAAUGUCCGAAGGUGCGCAACGUCGCUGCGGCGUUUAUUAUUAGUCUCUGCUGCGCCGAUUUCUUAUUCUGCGCCAUGGUGCUUCCAUUCGCGAUAUCCGGCUUCUGGCAGCAGAAGUGGUCUCAUGGCGACGUUCUGUGCAAGCUGGUACCGUUCCUGCGGUAUGGGAACGUUGGAGUAUCACUGCUUAGUAUCGCUCUCAUCACGCUCAACCGAUACAUAAUGAUCGCCCACCACAGCUGCUACGGACGCGUGUACCGCAAGUACAACAUCGCGCUCAUGAUCGUCUUCUCGUGGCUGUUCUCGUACGGCAUGCAGACUCCGACGCUGAUCGGGAUAUGGGGUAAAUUCGACUACGAUAAAGAACUGGGAACGUGUUCCAUAGUGCCCGAUGACAACGGACGAUCCGCGAAGACCGCUCUCUUCGUCAUCGCUUUCUUGGUGCCAGCUCUGCUUAUUCUGAUGUGCUAUGCGAGAAUCUUCUGGGUAGUGCAUAGCUCAGAGCAACGUAUGCGCGAACACCAACGCUCGCAACACGCGAGCCCCGGCUCUCUAAACACAGACAAACGGUCCACAGUCAAAGAUAACAGGGAAACCAAAGCGAGAAGAAAUGAAUGGAGAAUCACUAAGAUGGUGCUGGCUAUCUUUCUCUCGUUCCUCGUGUGUUACCUGCCCAUCACUAUCGCGAAGGUUGCUGACAACCAUGUACAAUACCCUGUAUUCCACAUCGCCGGCUACCUCCUCCUGUACGCAAGCGCCUGCGUGAACCCGAUCAUCUACGUCAUAAUGAACGCGCAAUACCGCGCCGCGUACGCAGCGGCCCUGUGCUGCCCUCUAUCGAGGCUGUCGGGCCUCACCAGCGAAAUGGAACGAGCGUCACGGAUACAGCUACAGCAACACACGAACGGCGCUCAGCCAAGUAUCACUGGGGGAGUCCAGAGCGGACCCCAGGGCCUCAGCAGUCCCCACGGGGCCUCGCCGGUAGACCCCCGGCCGGCCCCCACCAGCUCGACUACGAAAAUCUCGAGCACGCCGAAAUCAAGCUUGAAAAACUCGAGCACACCGAAGUCAAGCUUGAAAAACUCGAGCACGCCUAGCUCCGUAAAAAUCUCGACUCCGAUACUCAAUAAACCGAGCUCUCUAAAAGUCGGGCCGGCAAGGGUGAGCCCUGUAGGACCCAAGAUCACCAGGUUCCAGAUUGGCAGCUACGGACACGGUGCUGAUAGGACGACCAAUAUAUAGCGCUCGUCGCUCGCUAUGAGAACCGACCAAAGAUUAUUCCAAAGAGUAUUUUAAGCACUUAAGCACUGCUUUGCGCCAAAUAUUUUGCCAAAUUUAUUUUAAGAUUUGACAAUGACAAACUUAGAGUAAGACGCACUGAGAUUCCACCAGAAUGAAGUAUUCAUAGUUUUAAUAUUUUUCAUGUAUUAUUUUAUUAUGCUUAUUUAAAUGGCGAUAUCUGAAUCAUUCUUAAAUAAAGUCCGUCCUGCUAGCGAGCGGCGAGUCAUUAUAAUGGUAAACAUAGUUUUAAUUAAUUGUAAAUAUUUGUAUAACAUUUGUAAAGUGAUAUUUAAAUGAAAUACAAAUGUAUCUCCGAUGAAUUUUACAUGUUGCAACUGUUUUAAAAACAGUGUUCGUGUUUUGUUAUACAUUCCUUUUAUGUAAAGUUUAGAUCUGUUUUCUAUUUAGGUAUUUAUAAGUGAAAACACAUUCCAAACAUGUUUUUAGAGCAGAAACUAAAAUAAGAAGUAGUGAAUUAAUGUUUUACCAAUGGUUUUGCAUAAUAAAAAUUAAUUAUAUAUCCUUCAAAAGUUUCAGCAGAAGUUGUGGACAAACACGGAUGCCGGAUGUAGGAAAUUUAAAUAUUCGAAAAGGAAAACACACAGUUUUAAACAAUUUAAGUAGCCCUUGUAAACACUUUGUUAAAUGUUUGCACGAAACUAAAAGUAAAUACUUAUGUUAUUCUCUAACAAUUAUCGAUGUUAUAAAUUUGUAUGAAAACUUCCCUAGUACCUACAUUAAGCUAUAAAAGCCUCGUAAUCGCUAAUGCGCAAAUAUUUCAUACAAAAGGUUUUAUUUGAUUUGAUUUCGCAGUUUGUUUCAUGACAUGAAUGUUUGUUAAGUAUGACCUAGUUACCUAUUUCACCAUUCAGACUCAGACCAUUGGUCAGACAUAAAACACUCGAAUGAACGGAUGCUAAGCUCCGUUCUGCCGAUCGUAACAAUACCAGGAACUCCGGGCUUA
Leguminivora glycinivorella is the source of this 2689-nucleotide messenger RNA. RefSeq names its product G-protein coupled receptor moody-like. The record is from RefSeq and is a predicted model, not a curated record. Gene Ontology annotation, molecular function: G protein-coupled receptor activity. Gene Ontology annotation, biological process: G protein-coupled receptor signaling pathway. The transcript is spliced from 10 exons. Bases 292 to 1686 code for a protein of 464 amino acids. Gene Ontology annotation, cellular component: membrane. NCBI's taxonomy places the organism in Eukaryota, Metazoa, Arthropoda, Insecta, Lepidoptera, Tortricidae.